AUGAGUGAAUAUCAUUUGAGUAAGGAAGAUUAUGACGCACUUGAAAAAUUUACAAAAUUUUUCUUGGUCAAAGCGGCUCAAAUUAUUGUUCAAUCACGUUUAGGAGAAAAAAAGACAACAAAAUCAAAACCUAUUUCUUCCGGAAGUGAAUGGGUAAUGCAUCGAUUUCAUUUAUCCAUAAAAGAUAUUCCAGAAGUAACUGUAAAUGCUAAAAAAUGUAUUGGUGAUAAAAAACUACUUAUUGAUAGUCCCUAUGUUCCAUUUUGUGUUGAAAUAUCACUGAGAACACCCGAUCGAGAUACAAUGACGUUGGAAACAUGGUGUAUAUCAUUCGACGACUCUGUAACAGAUCAAACACAACGUGUUCGUUUUUAUAUCUAUAAUCGUAUGAGUAUUGUCUUACGUUCGUUGUUAUGUGCUACACGUUCAACACCCACAUAUCAAUUAUCAAGAAAACAAAGUCCCGAUAAAUAUAUUAUUUGUUAUCGUAUGUAUAGUGGUGAACCAUUAGUUAAUCAUCUAGGUGAACACUAUUCAAAAAAAACAAUUGGUUCUAUUUUAACACCUAUUGGACGUUUUGUUGUCAAUGUUGCAUACCGCACACGUUUAACCGUCUCACCACAACAUGAACAACAACAAAAUUAUAAUCUAGCAUUAGAUAUCAAAGACGAUCAUUUUACGUCCGGCUAUCGACAAACAAAUUUUACAACAGGAGACGAUGAUAGUAGUGGUGGUGGAUACAAUGAUGCACAGUUGCCAUCAGAACAAAAUGGAAGUGUACCAAAAAGUUCACCAAUCGAAGUGAUGAAAAGACGCCACACAAGUUGUGAUUCAGAAGUAUCGUCUAGUCAUGGUACACCUGAGAAGAUGUAUUUCAGUAAGCUUCGUGCAGCAUUUGGACCAACAAUAAGAGAUACACCUCGUACAUCAAUAGAAACACCAUCGUCUUUUUCUCGUCAGAAUAGUAAUAAUCAUAAUAAUUUUAAUAAUAACAACGAUGAUUCUGACCUACCAUUUUUGAUGACGUUGCAACACGACCAACAACAACAAAAUGAUAAACAAAUGGAACAGGAAGAAGAAGAUAUUCGUAGUCAAACUAAUUUUUAUAUGACGGGUGAUAAUAAUGAAACAGCACCGGAUGAUUUUAUCCUAGUAGAAGUGAAACCAUUUUUCGGCAAAAGUGAUUCAACAGACGAUCUAGCAUUAUUUAUACGUUCUUGUCGACAACCACCAAAAUUAGAAUCAUUUAUUGUUGAACCAUCACUCGGUGAAACGAUUAAUCAAUUAAGUGAAGAAUUACUUGUAUUUGAAUCGAAAGUAGAAGAAUUUGAUCAACUCGUGAGUACAUUAGAAAAUAAUAAUAAAAAUUUUGAAUGA
This is a messenger RNA of Didymodactylos carnosus, 1377 nucleotides long. The record is from the annotation of a GenBank genome assembly. Lineage: Eukaryota; Metazoa; Rotifera; Eurotatoria; Philodinida; Philodinidae.